AUGAAGGACAAGGAAAGCCGCUGCUCAAUGACGGCGAAUUUUCCACUCCAGCAGAACGCGAGGUGGACGGGGGAGGCCGCCGCUGCUCCUCGUUUGGACAGUCAUCCGAGUGUGCAGAUAGAAGAAAUUCGCCGGCAUGGAAAGCUGGAACUUGUUGCUCGAUCGACAUCUGCUGUUCGAAGGUGGGCUCGUUGGACAAAAAUGGCGACAGAUUUUCAGGUGGCGAAUCACGAAAUCGAGCAGAGGGACUGGUUUGGGCCGGACUGUACUGGAGUGGUCCGAGAUGGGCUGGAUUUGGACUCACUAGGCUGGGUCUGGUCGAGUCUGGUCCGAACUAGGCUCACUGGCGCUAGGCUGCAGGCGUUGGGCCUGGUCUGCGGACUGGGCUGGGCUGCACGCUGUUGGGCCGGGUCGCACGCAGGGAAGCGCAGUUGCACGCACGCGAGGCACUGUGGGUCGCACGAGAAUGUCGCGUGCACGCAAGACACACGAGAACUUCACGGGUCGCGCUCGAGUUGCGUCUGGCGCACGCGGGUCGCGCAGAGGCGCUAUGGGUCAUCUUCUGAGAGCUCGCUGGGCGCGCGUGAAGAACACAAGGCGGGCGCGGAAAGGGAAUCUCUUGCACCAAACCUUACACCAAACCUCCCCGCGACCACGACCGGCGUCAUCUCCCUCUCCGCCGCCAAAGAUACGCCACCGACAGCUACCCUCCCCACGCAGCAGCUCGACAUCAAAACACCGGAAAGCUCCGCCGCAAAGAAAUCUUUCUCGCUAGCGACCGGUGCUUCAGCGCCCUCCAAUCCUACCGUCGCCGGAGUUCCUCAACUGGAAAGCUUUGGUUCCCUGCAAAUGGCCAACAGAAAAGACGACAAGCUCUCGGUCAAUCCAAGUUCCAAACCUACCCCUCAUCCCAAAUCAAUCCAUUUGAACGGGCCAAACAAAUUUGGGCCACUCCCACUCCCAAGGCCCAAAUCAUCUCCAUCCCUAACCAACCAUUUCUUUGGCCCAGCAAAUUCACAUCAUAACAUAUCAUUGGCCCAACUGACCCCACCUUUGGAUCCUUCCUCUUGCGGACCAGCCCAACACACCAUUCAAGCCCAAAACGCCCAACUCAACCAACCCAAUCUCCAGCCCGAUUCUAACCACCCUCAAGCCCCCUCCACUGCUCGUUUUCUCGCCAUCACCUCCCAGCGACAUGAAGACCUGCCGUUUGCCGGCGACAGUACCGUUAAGACCACCGGAAAAUUGCAACUGGCCGGAGCUCCGGCAAGGGCGGGUCUCGAAGUGAAUUUUGAGAAAGGUAUUCUCGGGCCCCGGCCAAUUCUCCCUUCCGAGCAUUUUGUAAAAAUGGCUCCUCCUGCCGCUGACGAUACAGAACAGGAUAUUCAUGAAGAUGGGGUGGUCGUUGCGGCCAUCACCUCCCAAACGGAACCAGACGGACACCUCCCCUGCGCCGGCACCGGUGCCGGCAUGGCCACCGGCAAAUCCCAGUCGGCCGGCAAUACUUCCGGAGCUACACCCGAGUUUCUUCCUACGGAUGAUUUGGAAUCCCCGCAACCGCAAGAGCCGUCGCCCUUUUGGAUCCUCCGUAUGCUGCCGGCGAUUGUCGCUGCAGAGGCUAGCCGCCGGAAAACGCGCGGCCAAGGGCCCGCUGCCGAUGACGGCUAA
Molecule: messenger RNA, 1668 nt
Organism: Striga asiatica
Lineage: Eukaryota; Viridiplantae; Streptophyta; Magnoliopsida; Lamiales; Orobanchaceae
Source: the annotation of a GenBank genome assembly